AGGCAGCAUUCAAUCCGAAGUUGAGCAGCUAACAAGACAUAAUGAAGGGAUUACAAGUUCUGCUCAUCAGCUGUCUGGCAGCUUCAGCCUUCGCGCAAGACGACACAGCCAAGAAAGAAAACGAAGGCAACACGAGAUUCCUUGGAGGCGGUGGCUUCGGAGGAGUCGAUCCAGGAUUUGGAGGCGGAUUCAACCCUGCAUUUGGAGGGGGCUUUAACCCAGGCUUCGGAGGGGUUAACCCAGGAUUUGGAGGUAGUUUUGGAGGUGGAAUCAACCCAGGCUUUGGAGGAGGAUUCGGGGGAGUUUCACAGACCUGCAGACGUUGGUGUCGAACUCCCGAGGGACAGGCAUACUGCUGCGAGACCAACAAUGAGCCUGACACCAUUCCCUUCGUGAAGCCAGGUGUAUGCCCUCCCGUUCGCCCUCAGUGCCCACCCGUCAGGAGCUUUGCCCCUCCACAGACAUGCUCCAACGACAGCAAGUGCGGAGGCGUCGACAAGUGCUGCUUUGACAGGUGUCUUGAGGAGCACGUGUGCAAACCUCCUGUUGGGUCUGGUGGAUUUGGUGGCAUCGGUUUUGGCCGCUGAUUGAUUCCCUUUGUAUUUCUUCUCUCUUCUUUUCAAUCAUUUGUCGAAUUAACUUAUUAUCGAGUUUAGUCGAAUGCUGAUGGAUGUACAAACAUAAUAGUUGUAUGAACCGAUUUUCAUAAUAAAUAUAUAUAACAAAA
This is a messenger RNA of Macrobrachium nipponense, 727 nucleotides long. RefSeq names its product ATP-dependent RNA helicase glh-1-like. The record is from RefSeq and is a predicted model, not a curated record. The coding region runs from base 42 to 587 and encodes 181 amino acids. The transcript is spliced from 2 exons. Gene Ontology annotation, molecular function: peptidase inhibitor activity. NCBI's taxonomy places the organism in Eukaryota, Metazoa, Arthropoda, Malacostraca, Decapoda, Palaemonidae. Gene Ontology annotation, cellular component: extracellular region.